AUGCCGCCAACUGGCGCUGACUCAGAGGAUGAGUACGAUGCAUAUGACAACUUCGAUGGCGUAGACUGGUCAACAAUCCCUGGAUUGGACGCCCCAACAGCGUCUGGUUCGGCUAAUAAUGGCUCUCAAGCAACCAGUUGUAAGGCGACGCAUGGUGAAAUCCAACCGAGAGGCUGGCAGCCCGAAGCCACACAAUUGUGCUUGCUCGAUCAGCGUGGCGACGCUGAGGAUCGUCCCAGCUCACCACGACCCGAUCCAGUGAAGACAAUAGUAGACUCUUUCGAGGAAGAACUCACUUGCUCUAUAUGUUACGAUAUAUUUGCCGCCGCUCAUUUGGGCGUUCCGUGCGGGCAUAGCUGGUGCGGCGAGUGUGGCUUAGACUGGAUACAACGCGAGAAACGUGUGCCUAGAUGCCCAAUUUGCCGAGCCUCACUGUCGAAGAAGGCCCCGAUGUCUCCAAAUUACGCCCUGGACUCCAUCGUUGAGAAGUAUGUACAGAUCCUCGGCGCCACUGGCCAGAAUGAGUGGAAACCUGGCGGUGCAAAACAUACCCAAUGGAGUCUCAGGAAGCGGAGGUGGAAGAGGGAAGCUGCUGCUCGAGAAGCGGCAGAAAAGGCGAAGAAGGAGGCCGCAGCAAAGAUCGGUUUGUCACGCCGCGGUCAAGUCGUCCUUGAUCUGACAGACUUCAUCGUGCCCGAUGACGAUGAUGAUGAGGAUUAUGACGAUCCGGAGGUCGAGGAGCUGGUCCCGAUUGCGCCUCGGAGGCAGCCACGGAGACAUGCCAGAGUUCAUCUAGUGGGAGGAUGAAUCAUGUCGGCCUCUCACGCGCCUCGCGUUGUAGGCAUUGUUCUGCUUAUACUAAAACUCUGAUGUGCAUAACUUGGGCUCC
Messenger RNA from Punctularia strigosozonata HHB-11173 SS5, 889 nucleotides. RefSeq lists its product as uncharacterized. The record is from RefSeq and is a predicted model, not a curated record. The transcript has 5 exons. Bases 1 to 807 code for a protein of 268 amino acids. NCBI's taxonomy places the organism in Eukaryota, Fungi, Basidiomycota, Agaricomycetes, Corticiales, Punctulariaceae.